This is a messenger RNA of Symbiodinium pilosum, 585 nucleotides long. The record is from the annotation of a GenBank genome assembly. Lineage: Eukaryota; Dinophyceae; Suessiales; Symbiodiniaceae.
GAGGAUCUUGGUGUAGCUCUCUUUGUGUCGCACCAGUGGCUGGCGGACUCUCACCCAGAUCCGAAAGCCGAGCAGCUGGCAGUUCUUCAGGAUGCUCUGACCAACAUCAUAUCAGGUCGGAGCCGGGUACGCCUUCCGGUCGUCAUGGAGAUGGUCUAUGGCCGCCUGCCGACUCCCGACCUUCGAGCGAAGCCGCUCUACAUCUGGUAUGACUACUUCUGCUGCCCGCAGGGCAACAGCAUUCAGGCCUUCCGCCAGCGACAAAGCGCAAUCGACAAUAUCGUCUCCUACAUCUCCAGGUGCAAGUACUUUGUGGUGCUCUGCCCCAGUCUGACUCACAUGGACCGGCGACUGGUCCUGGAUGAGGGAACUUGGGCACAGCGCGGAUGGUGUAGAAUGGAAAGGCUUGGGAGGGAGUUAGCAGUGCACGAGAGCGGCGCAGCCAUCGUGAUCGAGAGCGGUCUCCGUCAGUACCUCAUGUUCAUGACCAGCAGGCAUUUGGACGCUCCUGGUGACUGGAAGUUUCUGACAAAAGUUUAUACACUCCCCCAAACUAACAUGGAAACCCAUAUAGUACCCUUUUAG